UGUUUUCUGUGAUUAAAAGUCCAUCAAGAAAAAAAAUCAACUUUAAUUUGAUUUUAAGUUAGCUUGAAAGCUUCGACUGAGAUUUAUCUAGUACUAAACUGUAAAUGAAGUUACAAAGUCAACACCUAAUAGCUACUAUAAAAAAUGUUCGAAAAUGUUUCGUGUCGUGUAAACUAGGUGAUUAUUUGGUUUAAAUUGAGCUAUCAGCAACGAUAAGGCAUCACUUUUCCCUCCGUAAUUUAUUUGACAAUUUUCUUGAUUACAUUUACAUUUAACGGUAGUAAUUUUUGACCACAGAGUUAACGAUUGUUGUCAUUGUCAUUUAAUUCGUUGACUUAAUUAAUUAUUCUGUAGUCGCGGGAGUGUAGCUAUGUUUAUGGAAUGAUUAUUUUCGUGUUUAUAUCCGUUGAUUUUUAUUAAUAUGGAUUCAAAUGCUUCCAUUUAAUUUUUGUUGUCGAAGUUUCAAUUGUUGAUGUGUUCAAUGAUCAUUAAUGAUUGCAAGGUACGACUGAAUGAAAUGCAAAAUAUGGCGCCUUCUCAGUCAAGAUUUUCUUUUUGUGUAAUCAAUUAAUUCGUUUCUAUUAUUACUGGGAGUUAUAUAUUUCUGUGUGUAGUGCCAAUAGUUUUUUCAAAUUGACAAAAAUGGAAGCAACUCCUGUCUCCCACCAACUAUCUGAAGAUUCUGGUUGCAUAUCUGGUUCCUUUUCUACAUCGGCAAUUUUCGGUUCGACGCCCAGUACUGAAUUCACUACACCGACUUCGCAUGUUAACUCCCGAAAAAGAAAAUACAACCAGUCUUUCUUUGCCGCCAAAAAAUUACAAGAUGUUAUUGAAUCUACUCCUUGCACCUCAUCACCUAUAUUCUCCAGUACACUCAAUGAAUCGUUGGUGGAUAAUUUGGAAAAUUUUCACAUUAGAACCAGUUGUCCUUUGGAUUUGGGAACCAGCAGUAUUCAUGACAAAUCGAGAGAUAGUUAUUGCAAAAAGAAAAUAUCCUUUCCUGCAACACCUGAGAAAAGAAUCGGAUACAUUGAGGAGGCUAAGAAAUUCAAAUCAGACUAUUAUUUCAACUUGAAAGUUAGUGAAUCACCAGUGAAAGAGGCACAUGAUAUUCUGUAUGCUAACCUGAAACCUAACGUGAGAAAACCCUUCUCCCCGUUUAAAUUUAGGGAUUGUUCGGAAAAACUAGCAUCCCCUGCUAAAAAGUGCCUAUUCGAAACUCAUGAAAAGUUGAGAACACAAAAAUUAUUUUCGCAAGUUGUAUCAAACCCAGUGAUUAUGUCCGUCAUGUACAAGUAUUUAUCAAAUGGGGAUAUAUACAGGUUAUCACAUGUAUCUGCUUCCUUGAAAGAUGCAAUUUUGACACAUGCAGAAGCAAGAAAGAGAUAUGAGGUAUUUAUGGAAGUUCAUAAACAAAAUAAAGAGAACUAUCAACGUACACCUCCAAGUUCACCAGAAAAGAGUGACAGUCCUCCAGGGAGUCCCAGUAGAUUCAAUGAAUAUGUAAAGAUUGGUAAACUCUUGAAUUAUCAUCAGAGUCUAACAAAGUGUCCAAGAUGUGAGAAGCCAAGUAUUGUUGAAAACUCCAUUGGACAAUGCCAAAAUGUAGUGUCUUGUGGUUAUAUCUAUUGUCAAAAGUGUUUUAGCUUUUCUGAGACGGGCCCAGAGGACUUUUAUGAUAGUUGUCAAUCAUCGGCAUUGGUCAAAAACAGCUCAAGAAGUGGUCUGUCAGAUAUGAGUAACAGCGAUCGUUCAACGAACCGUUUCAAUGAAGAAUCGUCUAGUCACCUUUAUUCGAUUUUCCAGAGUCCUAGGAACAGCAGGAUCUUCGAAGAAUCCUCUGGUUUCAUUUCAGAAAAUGAGUAUUCGCCCAAACCGUGUAGCGUUAAGAGGAAUUUGAGCCAAAAGCUCAAGAACAUUCGUCCGAAAACGCAAGUAUUCCACCUGUUCAACGACGUGGUACCCCCGACCGCCCCUCUGAAGAAGAGAGUGUCCCUCUUCACAACCCCCGUCAUUUCCUUGGAGAAAGAGAAGAUACAGGACUUUGACCCUCCCAGCCCGCCGAAAAUAAGGAUUUUGGCCUGUUCGAAGCAGAGCAAGAGGAAUUUGAAACGUCUCACCAGAUAGCCUGUUAGGUUUAAGUUAUCCCGAAAGUCGUACGGCUUCACCCCAGUUUUUUAUUUAUUGUUUUUGUUAUGCUUGGUUUGUGUGGACUUGGUUUAUCGAGGUAGUUUUCGACUUGUUUGUGAGUUGAUGGAAUGGACGUUUUUUGGAAAAUUGGUAGUUGAUGAUUAGCUAUAAGAGGGAAACUAGGUACGCACUGAUGAAUCGACUUCAACUUCGAAGAACAAUCAGUUUAUAUCUGUGUGACGAAGGAUAAUAUUCCAUCUUAAUCCGAACCUAUGCAUUUUUCUUUUAAUCAUGUUGUUUUGGUUUGUGCAUCUAGUUUUUCCUUGUAGUUGAUAUUAAUUGAAGGAGACCACGUUGAUGUCGCCAUUCACAAAUAUUCGAGAGCCCAGCAAAUAAUUUUUACCUUAUUGACGAUAUUUAUUCAGUUUGAGUAGAUUAUUCCAUUGAAUGAAAAGAUCUAUUUAGAAAUGCUAAAAACAACGAAAAACUAGUUAUCGGUUGUCUACUAGCCAAAAAAAACCUAUUUCUGUUGACGGAUAUAUUAAAAAAAAAAAUUCACUUAACACACACUCGAAAUAAAUACUGCAAAUGAAAGAAUCGCCACGGAUUGUUGAAAAAAUGACUGAUUUUUGAGUACAGCUGGUGAAACAUCCUUUAGAAGUGCAGGUUACUUUAUAUCUGGAGAAUUGUCCAUAUUUUAUUCUGGUUGUGAUGAGCGAUACAAAUAUCUUGAUGGCAUCACAUGCGGGUGGGAGACUCGUCCUUAUAACUGAGUUAAAAUAGGAUAUUAUGUGGAAUUAAUCAAUAUCUGAUGGGUUUUGUCCAAUUUUUCUGAAGAAACUCUGCGUCCAAAAAAGAUACAUGAAUGUUUCUGAACCAAUACAUUGUGAAAUGUAAAUCGAAUACAUCACAACAUGGAAACUGAAUAUUGUAGAUUUAACUUGAUUUGCUUUCCGAAAAGUGAAAAUUGUUCAGGCUCCAAAUAUGUUCCGAUUAAUUAACGGAAAAUAUAAUUGUAUAAUAGUUUUUUGUUACGAUUAUCUUUUCGAAUCUACGUAAAUAUAUUGUUCCUGGUAGGAUCCUUCAGCUCAGGAGUUAUGUAAGUAAGUUUUGUAAUAUUUUUAAUGUACUUUUACUCUACAAGACAUCAUUGACAGUUUGUUUUUAACAUUCCCAAAAUUUGAGUAUUAAAAAGCAAUUGAUGUGAUUGUUUAAAUUAAUUUUUUUAUUGAAAUAUGUUAUUUCAGCCAUGACUGUUAACUGUAAAUUCAAAUUUUUCCCGAUAUAGAACUUUGUUGAGGUUUUAUCUCGUAUCGCAUAAAUUAUUUGUUAGAUCUGAUUUUAAUAAACAUUUUGUAAUGUACUGUCAGUUCGACACUGUAUUUUUUUGUAACUUAUAUGUUGAAAUUGUUCAUCAUUCCAUUUUCUGUAAUAUUUAAUUAGUGUUUAAGGAGAACUAUUUUUGAAAUAUAAUAUUUUGAGGU
Molecule: messenger RNA, 3614 nt
Organism: Coccinella septempunctata (seven-spotted ladybird)
Lineage: Eukaryota; Metazoa; Arthropoda; Insecta; Coleoptera; Coccinellidae
Exons: 5
Coding region: 643-2127 (494 amino acids)
Biological process (GO): negative regulation of meiotic nuclear division; regulation of mitotic nuclear division
Cellular component (GO): nucleus
Source: RefSeq, a predicted model, not a curated record